This is a messenger RNA of Mytilus californianus (California mussel), 2206 nucleotides long. RefSeq names its product zinc finger protein 160-like. Lineage: Eukaryota; Metazoa; Mollusca; Bivalvia; Mytilida; Mytilidae. The transcript is spliced from 2 exons. Bases 80 to 2206 code for a protein of 708 amino acids. The record is from RefSeq and is a predicted model, not a curated record. Gene Ontology annotation, cellular component: nucleus.
GUUCCAACGAGCCACCACGUCAUUUCAAACUGACAAUAGUUAAUCAAUUCCUUUGUACUAGAACUAUAAAGAAGGAAAGAUGGCAAGAAAAUACGAAUGUCAACAAUGUGGAGCUUCAUUUUCUAAACUUGGAAUGUUGAUCAAUCAUCGUCGACAAUUUGGACAUAAAGAUAUAUAUCCUUGUACAAUUUGCCAGAAGACAUUUGGACGAAAAGAUAAUCUAGAUCGUCAUAUAUUGAGACACCAGGAUGAAUCUUUAUUUCAAUGUAACGACUGUGGUAUACUGUUUUCGAGGCAUGACAAUUUACAACGCCACAGAGAGGAAAAUCAUAAUCAGAUUGGUAGAGGUUUGAAAAGACCAGCUGAGGAUGACCUUAACCAAAGUUCAAAACGUCUAGUAACCAGUAAAGACGACCCUGAACAAUUCUACGACCUACGUGUUUUGUCAACACAGCAUAUGCAUAAAUUUAAUACAUCGACUACUCGUUACAAGGUAUCGUUCAAAGAAUUAGAAGUUCAUGAUCUACCUAAAAUAUUGAAGACAUUACGCUUGUUAUUUGCAUCUAUAAUUAGAAAUAUUACAGAGUUCAUGCAGUCAACAGACCUCAUACGAUUGUCAGUCCAAUGCCCAGAGUUGGAUUUUCCUAUCACCAUACCUUUCAUGAAAGUCUCUCAGCUUUCAGUUGAAACAUUACUGCAUGAGAUAGAGAGAGUUUUGCAGUCAUAUGAACAAUUUGUGUUGGAUGACACGCUUGAAAUUGAAAUGACACACGUCGUGCUUCCAACAGGGGGAACGAAAAAGCUAAGUAAAUAUGUUGACUUAGAGCGUUUUUUGAAGACAAAGCAGUGCAUUAUCAGCAUUUCAGACAAAGACGAUAUAUGUUGCGCCAGAGCAUUGAUAACUGCAAAAGCAUCUCAGGAAAAACAUGAAAAAUGGGACAGUAUACGGAGAGGUUAUGCAUUGCAAAAGAAACUUGCCAUCGAGCUGCACACACUUGCCAAAGUUCCCCUUCAUAAAUGUGGAAUUGAAGAAAUCAAGAGGUUCCAGACAGUUAUGACAGAUUAUCAAAUUUAUAUUGUAUCAAAGGAACAUUUUAACGGAAUCAUCUACCAUGGACCAGAGGCAGAAAAAAAGAUCUACUUGUAUUUCCAUGAUGGUCAUUACGACGUUAUUACUAGUAUGCCUGCCUUCUUAAGUCGAAGUUAUUAUUGUGAUACAUGCCAAAAGGGAUAUCAACAUAAAGAAGAACAUCGUUGCAAUAACAUUUGUACAUCAUGCCAUAAAAUACACGAGAAAACAGAAGAAGAUUGGAUAUACUGUAACGAUUGUAAUCGUCAUUUCAAGGGAGAACAUUGUUAUAACCUUCACAUACGGACAACCAGCAAAGGCCACUCUACCUGCAAUUCAUACUAUCGGUGCAAAGUUUGUAGUCAAACUAUAAACAAGAACAUGCACAAGAAAACACAUAAAUGUGGAGAAAGUUACUGUAAGACUUGCAAAGAUUUCUUUGAAGUUGGACAUCUCUGCUUUAUGCUUCCAGUUGUAGGCGACAGACAGCAAAAACAUAAAGGUACUGGAAAUAGAAAUCAGGACAACGAAGAUAUGUCAUUUCCUGUAGACGAAAGUGACUCUAAUCGCCAAGUUUACAUAUUCUUUGAUUUUGAAUGCACCCAAGAUGAUUUGUUAGAAUGUCCUGAUGGCUAUCAACCAGGAGGAGACAACUCUGGAUGUAAAAACUGCGGCACAACUAAAUGUGGAGCUUAUGAACACAAACCAAAUCUAUGCGUUGUUCAUAAAGUAUGUGUAGAAUGUUUAAAACAGGAAGUUACACAACAAAGUGAAUGCAAGAUAUGUGGAAAGAAUGAGCUUGUAUUUAGUGGAAUAAAUACAACAAAUGAAUUUUGUCAAUGGCUUUUUUCUGGAAACAAUAACGGAGCCACAGUCCUCUGUCAUAAUUUCAAAGGAUACGACUCUUUUCCUAUUCUUCAAUUCCUGUACCAGAAUGGUGUUCUUCCAAAGAUCGUUCCAAGCGGAGCUAAAAACAUGUCCAUUGAAGUUCCUUCAUGCAAUAUAAGAAUGAUUGGCUCCAUUAAUUUUUUACCUAUGGCACUCUCAAAAUUACUAAAAUGUUCGGAAUUAAGGAACUACAGAAAGGGUAUUUUCCCCAUCUUUAUAACAGGAAAGAAAACCAAAACGUCGUGUUAA